CGGGCAGUGUGUUCGGUGUUUUGUCGGUACCUCGCUGCGUCCCGGACAUUAGUCACGGAGUUUCUGGGGAAGAAGACGUGUAGCUAAGGAGGCGUGUGUGGGACACCGCCGCCACCGCGGGGGCCAUGGAGCCGCCGUUCAGCCCGAGGCGGCCCGUCUCUCAAAGCCUGGAUGUGAACUGGGAUUCAACCCUUUUUGCUGAACUUGGUGAUUUAAUGGACACAGAUGAGUUGCAGCUAGAUGUAGAGAAUGAAACUUAUGAAAACAAUUUCUAUAACCUUGGCUUUGAUUUGGAUUUGAUGCCAUGGGACUCAGACCCUUGGGGGAUUUCAAACCAAUCUUGUACAGAUAACUAUAUCAAGGCAGAGCCUCAGCCACUUUCUCCUGAUUCCUCAAGCUGUUCAGUCUCUUCCCCUCAAUCAGUGGAUUCUUAUUCUUCAACCCAGCAUGUUCCUGAAGAGUUGGAUUUAUCAUCCGGUUCCCAGAUGUCUCCCCUCUCUUUAUACAGUGAAACCUCUAACAGCCCCUCCUCAUCAGAGUUACUAAAGGAAGACAAGCCUGUCAUUGGUGCUACAAACAGGACUGUAAAUGGACUGACUCCAAAAAAACAAAGUCACGUCAUUUCAAAGCCUUCGAUUCAGCCCAAGCCUUUACUUCUGCCAGCAAUACCCAAGAGUCAAGCCAACUCUAGCAUUCCAACCAAAGCAAUCAUCAUUCAGACACUCCCAACGCUUCUACCCUUGACAAAGCAGCAACCUGUUAUUCACAUUCAACCUGCCCCUGCUAAAGGUCAGCCUGUUGUGCUCUCUCAGCCGACCGUGGUCCAACUACAGGCACCUGGAAUUCUGCCUUCUGCUCAGCCAGUUAUUGCUGUCACUAGGGGAACCACUCAGCUACCUAAUCAAGUGGUGAAUGUGUUACCAACCCCUGUAGGGAACAAUCCAGUGACGGGCAAACUGUCCGUGGCUAAACCUAUCCUGCAGACUACCACGAGAGGCGUGGGCUCAGAUGUGACUGUCCUCCGGAGACAGCAGCGCAUGAUCAAAAAUCGAGAGUCAGCCUGUCAGUCUCGCAAGAGGAAGAAAGAAUAUAUGCUAGGCUUGGAGGCAAGGUUAAAAGCAGCCCUUUCAGAAAAUGAGAGACUUCAAAAAGAGAAUGGGUCCCUGAAGCGGCAGCUGGAUGAAGUAGUGUCAGAGAAUCAGAAGCUCAAAGUUCCCAGUCCAAAACGGAGAGCUGUGUGUGUGAUGGUGGUACUGACAUUCAUAAUGCUGAACUAUGGCCCCAUAAGCAUGUUUGAGCGGGAUUCCAAUAUGGUGACGUCUAGUAUGAACCCUGCACAUCAGAGCAGACGUCUUUUAGGAUUCUCAGCUACUGAGGGACAAGAUUCAGUUCUGAGAAAAGUUGAUGGUGCCAUCCAGAAAAACAAUUAUAGAUAUGACCAUUCUCUCUCUGACGACAAAGCUCUGAUGGUGGUAACUGAAGAGCCGCUGUUGUAUAUUCCUCCACCUCCUUGUCAACCAAUAAUUAACCGUACAGAGUCUCUCAGAUUGAAUCAUGAACUUCGAGGAUGGGUUCAUAGACAUGAGGUAGAGCAGACCAAGUCAAGAAGAAUGUCAAAUAGUCAUCAACAGAAAACACGUGUGCUACAGCCUCCUUCAGAUUCUGAAGAGACCGAAAAGUCUUAUAAGAAUUCUCUGGAACAUGGUUCUAAUUCUCAGCUCAUGGCUGUGCAGUAUACAGAAGCAACCAGCAUCAGAAAUUCAGGGAGUGAGCUGCAAGUUUAUUAUGCCUCACCUAGAAGUUAUCAAGACUUCUUUGAAGCUAUCCGAAGAAGGGGAGAUACCUUUUAUGUUGUGUCAUUUCGAAGGGAUCACCUGCUGUUACCAGCUACCACUCAUAACAAGACCACAAGACCAAAGAUGUCAAUAGUUUUGCCAGCAAUAAACAUAAAUGAGAAUGUAAUCAAUGGGCAAGAUUAUGAAGUGAUGAUGCAGAUCGACUGUGAAGUGAUGGACACCAGAAUCCUCCACAUCAAGAGUUCUGCUGUUCCUCCCUACCUCAGAGAUCAUCAGAGGAAUCAGACUAGCUACUUUGGCUCUCCACCAGCCACCCCGGAGGCAAGAGCCCACGUUGUCAGUGCAAUCACUGAGUCCUUGCAGUAGGCCGCUGCUGUGCCUGCUGCCACAGACUUUCACACCUGAGUCUAGAACUCAGCCAGACCAGACAAGUGCAUUGUGGACAGGCAGUUUAGUAUUGCCCAGUGAUGUAAUUCAGUGUCUGCAGCAAAGGAGGAACAUUUUUGUUUUCCAGCAGUCUUACUAUCACACAGGUGGUGCUAGGGUUUUUUCUCAAGUGGACACAACCUCGAUCCUUGGGUCCUCCAGUGUUCCCCUUCUGAGAUCUUCUGUACUUUCUGGAUUGGUCUUGCCAUUCAGUCCUUAUCUUGUGUUUCACAUCAGCUUCCUUUCCCAUCCCUCCCUGAGGCAUUGCCCAGUGUUGCUACACGUGAUGUAGCAAAGUGAUUUUUAUUUCAGGUGAAAACAAAGCUUGGAGGCCAGAGUGUCCAGGCAGAUCUAAUUUUUUAAUUUGUUUUUAUGAAACUUGGGGCUGGUAUUUAUCCAAAUGGCAGGUUUCAAAACCCAACAGCUGAAAGUACUCAGCUACUACUAAAUUGUAUUAAAAACACUCAGAACGACCUUGCUUAAGGUUAGGUGGAAGAGCCCUCACUUGGUGACAUUUAACCUUGAUCGAAUUUGUUGUUCACAUCCACCUCUUAAUAAGUCUGAUGCUACGCUUAAAAGCUGCCUAAUGCUGCAUCGGUGAUGUGGUGGGAAACAGAAAACAUGCUGAUUUGAGAGAAUGAAAUUUCUGUUGUCUCACUAAUAAUUAGAAAAUGAGAGAACUACAGGAAAGUUUAAUGUGAAGAAUGGAGGAAGAAAUAGCUAAAGUAAUAAAAGUUGUUAAAGCUGUGAAAAUAUUUUGGGGCACUCUUUGAAAUAAAAACUUAGCUUUCAUAUAACUUCAUUAAAUUAAUUCACAGGGAGUGUUUGCAUGUGCUCUGGUCUUCUCUUCAAUGAUAUCUUAUACAGAUCCUCAACGCCUGCAGAAAAAUACCUCAUUGUAUUUUUUGGGAAAGAUUGGGGUGGGGGGAAGAGGGGUGUUCUUUCUGAGUGUUGCACUGAUAGCAGAUUCAAGUGAUAAGUAUCAGUGUGGCUCAUAACUAGGCAAGCCAGAAGCUGUUUCUUCUGAAAACUAAUAAAUCGUUUGCUCACUUCAGGAAAAGCAGAGGUACUUGCUAGGGAAGUCUGUUUCACAAAUGUAGCAACAGUUUCCAUAUUCAUCAUGGAGGAGACCAUGACAGAGUUGGAUUUUUUUACUUCCCUAAAAAUGACUACUGAUUUCACUUGCAUUCCACUUGAACUGUGUUCCAGUAAAUUUUGAAGGUGAAAAGGAACAUUGUGCACAUUGUGCCUCCCAGACCAUGUAGAUUUGUUUUUCUUUGACAUAUAGUUCUGAUUCCAAUUACUUAAAACAGUUAUCUUCCUCUAGCUUUUCUUAUGGCAUUUUCUAGACCCUUCAUUAACCUCAACAUGGAUUAAACAUUUGCUGGCUCGCAGAUUCAGUUUUUCUUUGUUAUUUUAUCCCAUUCCUCUUAUGCCAUCCCAAUACAUUCUUCUUCCUCCUCGAAAGGAAAGGAAAAACAGAAAUUCCAUCAGCCCUUAAUGCUUAUUUUUCUAUUUGUGGUGUUAUCUUUAUAUUUGUGAAAUUGGGUUGAACUCAAGAUUUUGAAGUCUUGCUAAUAUUUCUAGCCCUCUGCAAAGCAAGGCCUCUCUCUAAGCAAAUGCCAUUCCCCUGAAGUUAGAUGAUCACUAUGGGAAAUCAGCCUAACUUCCCUGGAAAAGAAAUACAUGUACCAAGAAGGAAUUUUGAGACUUUAAGCAUUGGUUAACCUUUUUAUUCUUUAUAUUCCUAACCACUUUAAAUCAGGACAACCCAGUUUCUUACUGAAUACUCUUUCAAUCUCUGCAUAUUUGUCAGGCCGGUAAAUAUGGAAAAGCCCUGUGUGUUCCUUGUUGAAUACUGUGUACUUUGAUGAUGGGAGAAAGCAUAUGCUAUAUAAGCCUGAAAUCUUACACUGAUCACCUCAAGAACAUUCUUAUUCUGGCACAUCUUCUUUAUGUCUCUGUGUGUGAGCUCUCUAAUUCAGAUUGCCUCUAGUUUUGAUAACUAUGAGGAGGUGGAUUAGAAAUUUCCAUGCUGUAAUUCUCUGAAGGAUUUGAAGUUAGAUGACUCUGUCAUUAGUUUUUGUAAUAAAACACUUUGUGCUCUGCGCAGUCCAGACAGGACCUAUCAAAAUCUUCCAUCUCUUUUCACUGAUCUCUAAUUCUGGCAAGAAACCAUUCACUGAAUGGACUGAAUGGGCUUCUUUUUUUCUGGCCCAAAGCUGUGAUUCCAUCUCUGUGUGACUUAUCUAGUUUUUCUUGGGGUCACUGUCCCAAUUCAUCAGAUGAUUUCCCCAGCUCAUGACCUGAGCCCUAGCCUAGGUGGUUCAUACCCAGAGGUCAGCCACAACUUUGUGACAAUAAGGUGAUGGACGUGUAGAGGCUGUAAACAGGUAGCUCUGAAUACCUGUGCUGUGCGAAUUACUGACAAUGGUAGGAAGCACAGUCCAAUCUCACAGUCUCUCUGUCCAUUUGCCUUAUUGCCAUCAGCUCUUCAUGACCUGAACCCCUCCAGAUGAGCUCCUGAGUCAUAGCAUGACUGCCAAAAAUGUAUACCCCCAAAACUUUUUUUGGAGGAAUUUGAAAGACCACCUUCAGAUUACCCCCAGAUCUCUUCACCUCUUUCUUAAACUACUUAAGUCUGUUGUAUGAUAGUGGUUUCCCUUUGGAUAUUUGUGUGUCCUUAUGAGACAAGAUGACUGGCACUCAUUUCUGUUCAGGAAAUGAAAAAUAACUAUGUGAGUGAAUGAAACCAGACCCCAGCAUCACCAUCUGAGCAGUGUGGCAGGAGUGUGUGCAAUGUUACCUUUUUUUUUCAAGUUCUUUUAGUGAGUUUUCUAAGGCCUGCUUAAGAGAUGCUUAAGAGACCCCUGUAAGACAUAACUUGCGCACGUUGUGUGACCUUGCUAUAUGCCUUUUAGCCAAGAGCACUCUGCUGGCUGGCAAUGGAAGCAGACAAUGGAAACUUUGAAGUGAAGGAUUUCUCUGCACAGUUUAGACUGAAUAAAAGUAAAACAGAUGUUCCAUCACACUGACAACUGAAUCAGGUGAUGAAGGGACUUUGAGCAGUUUCUCCCAUGACUGGGUUAAUGCAUUCUGCAUCAGGCCUGGAAAUGGGCUGGGCUGUGUUUAAAAGUGCAUACGUGUCCAACCUGAGGUAGCACCUUAGUUUCAAAUAGCUCCUUUCCAAAACUAGCAGUUUGAGAAAGGGCCAGUCCUUUCUCAGCAAACAGAUUAUUUGUUCAAGUGUUUGCAUUCUGAAAGGUUGGAGCUGGGGGGGGGGGGGAGUUGUGUUGAGAGUGGCUCUUCAAUUGCAAUGAAAAACUCUGUAGGGAUUCCAGAGCUCCAAGAACAUCUUCUGCUGUCUUUUGGUGAUUACUAACCAGCUCCACGUUCCACUGGCCUACUUCAUUUUUCACUUUAGUAAAAAAAUACAAAAGGUGUUUGAAAUCAAAUGCAGCAAUAUUAUGAGUCAUCCUUCAGUGUUCAGAACAAAAAUUACUUGGAAACAGACAAAGAACUUUGGAUCCAGGCUGAUUUUCAAUGUAUUUUAUUAGAGACACACUGUCAUUAAAAAAUGAUAUUUGUUUGACUCCUCCUCCCCUGUACAUGUAUACCUAUAGACAAAAGGUGGGGAAUUUGAUGUUUUAAACUCCUUUCCUAUGGUACUUAAGCUCAUUAAAACUAGAUUUGUGUCAAGGUCUUCCCUUACAUGCCGUUUUCUGAUUCCUGUCAUUGCACUAAAUUGAAAUAAUGAAAUUUGACAAGCGUCUGCCAUGGUAACCAGGCCUGUACUCCAUGUUUGACCUUCCCAGCACUGCAUGGAAAGGUUUUCAACAUAUUCCUGAUAGAUCUAUACCAAGAGAUCUCUUUCUUCAUAACUGACUUUGGAAGUAUCCAAUUUUCUGUUAUUGGAGAUGGAGUAAAGGAAGCAGUAUACAGAUGGAAUACCCUUUUCUCCUGUGUGAUAUCAUGAAAUCUCUCCACCCAUGAGCACCUUAUUCUGCAUUUAGAAGGGCCUGACACAGGCUUCCUUCAACAGAAUAAGAUGUUAGCUGUAUUCAUAGGAGUUAAACUUGUUAUUAAACUAUUUCAGUAAAAUACUCAUUCUUUCUGACCCAUUGCUGUCAUAAUGCAACAACAUUCAUUUCUGUGUUGCGCCCCCCCACCCCCGUUUUGUUCCUUUGCAGUAGAUAGCCUGUAGUCUGUUUACCUAAAGUAGACUAACAUUUGGCAACAGCAAGGAUCAGGAUUGUCAUUUGCCUCAGCCUGUAAUUGUUUUGUUUAAAAAAAAUCGGGGCAAAGAAAAGCAUUUGCUGUUAUGGGGGCCAAGUAUAGCUUUUGCUUAAAAAGCAUGAAAGAGUGAUUAGAGAUGGAGACAUUGGAGAGAGACUGGAGUUCCAACUUUUAAUUGCCAAUGAGGGGGAAAAAAAUCGCAGGGUUUAGGUUUUGUGUUUUAGUUUAGUUUUGUUUUAAACACAGCUCCAAGGAAAUAAGGGAUGAUGCUGUCAUAUCCUAAGAGAAGUAUGCAUUGCAAAUUAGGAAGAUUUGGGGUGACUAGAUUUUAUAUGGCUCUGUCUGCUAUCUUGUCACCGAGCAAAAACAGUCCCAUCCAUUUUUGAAGAGAAUAACAAAAAUAUCUCAUGGCAAUUCAUCAUUAUAUGUAAUGUAUAUGCUGCGUUUGAGAUCUGUCAAAGUAGCAAAUGUUUGCUCAUCAACUAAUGGUUUGUUUAUUCGCAUUCAUACCUCAAAAGAGGUUUGUGUGUAUUUUUUAAGAAAAGUAGGUUUAAGAUCAUAAGAAUAAACGUGACCUAAUUUAUCACUUUUGGCAUCAGUUAAACAAAACAGUUGACUAAAAAUAGAAGUGUCAGCACAGAGAUAACUCGCUAAUUUAUUGGUUUUGGUCAAAUAUUCAGGUGAUCAUCUCCAGUUGAUUAUAUUUUUUCAGAAUUUGCUCCCCUUCUAGGAACUGAGCUUGAUUUUUAAAAGGUGUUUGAGUCAGUUUCCUGAUGAGAAACAAGCCUGUUCUUAUUUUCUAAAUAUUCACUAAUGUUACCUGUGGUGAAUUUAUGAAUUUGUGAUUUCCCCUUAGUGUUUGUGCAGAAUGAAACCAAGCAAUGGAUUCCCCCACAGUUGGAAACUACCAUGCAAUCUUGAAUAUAGGAAUGCUGGUUUCUCAUUCUCACCACACUGGUAGCUCCAGUUGGCCUACGUCCCCUGUUUCAUCUGACAGUUGAGGAGAUGAACCACCUCUUCCUGGGAGAUAGACCUGAGGGUUUGUAAGAGAUGUUGUCUCACCAGGAUCAUAUCUUUAGGGUCAUACCCAUACUUGCUGAAUUAAGCAUUGGCAUUAAACAUAAGGCCAGGGGGAAAGGGAAGAUACCAUUUCUCCUUUGAUAUUUAUGUGGGAUCACAGUUCACAAAGGAAAAAAUGACAGAAGAUAUGUAUUUAAUGCUUUCCAACAAGUCUUUAUAAUGCUAUACCUGUUCUUUGAAAUAAAGAAUUUUUAACUUUCA
Messenger RNA from Phascolarctos cinereus (koala), 7739 nucleotides. It is a transcript of the gene ATF6, whose product is annotated as activating transcription factor 6. Gene Ontology annotation, molecular function: DNA-binding transcription factor activity, RNA polymerase II-specific; RNA polymerase II cis-regulatory region sequence-specific DNA binding. The record is from RefSeq and is a predicted model, not a curated record. Gene Ontology annotation, biological process: endoplasmic reticulum unfolded protein response; regulation of transcription by RNA polymerase II. Gene Ontology annotation, cellular component: nucleus. Lineage: Eukaryota; Metazoa; Chordata; Mammalia; Diprotodontia; Phascolarctidae.